AUGUAUCUGCACCAGCGGCACAAGACGCCAGUGCCGGAUCCGGAACGUGACGUCCCCGAGGAUGAUCAUGGCUCAACAGCCGAGGCGAUCCUACCCCUAGUUGGAGGAUGUCGGCGCCGCACGAGCUUGACAGUUACGAACGUAAAGCCCAGUGACGUGCGCAGUAUGCUCCAUCCGUUUCCGCCAAUCACCGCACCUCAUGCCUACUUAUUGACCGGAGGAAACAGAGACGUACUGGAAAAGAUAAAAUUGUCGGUAGCUGCAACACGCAACAUUGUCAUUUCGGUUCUCUGUGCUUGGCUGGACCUCAUUGCGCGAUAUUUGCCCGUGAUUGCCAUACAUGAUGAGGACUUGGCUCUGCGGUCUACUCCGCGAGCAACAGAGCCGGCUUUCGUCUGGAACGAAACUAAGAUUGCUUUCGGGGAUUCGUAUAGCUUCAUACAGGGCACCGCCGGGCUUCUCGGUUUCACCUUUAUCGGCUCAGGUCGAGCAGACCAGAUAGCUUUCACGCCAGAAGAGCUCUUGACCAACGAGAUACUGCAGAGCUAUACGGCAACGGCUGAGGGAGGGCCAAACUGGCUUGAGUUCCUUACGGGAUGUGGGCUCGAAAACGGUACUCUCCCUUCAACUUGCGAUGUCCAAUUGUGGGACUUCGCCUGUGCCGGCGCUGCUGUGUCUGAUGAGUACCUCCCUCGACAUGCCGACUAUGUCAACCCUUUGGUCAACCAAACGCAGCAAUAUUUGACGUACGCGGAGCCAGUCAUUGGUGUGGACAUGGACAAGUCUAAGGCCCUUGUGGCUAUCUGGAUAGGUAUCAACGACGUCGUGGACACGGUAAAUUCAUUGAGUGACAGCAUAGGGUACAAGGACUUUUGGAGUGAGAUCAUUUCUGCCAUCUUCUCGCAAUCGGUUCAGCCCAUGUACGAUGCCGGGUAUCGGGACUUUCUUCUCCUCAACCUGCCUCCCCUGGAUCGAACUAGCGCCAACCAGAAGUUGGUGCUUUCAAGGCCCAGCACGAGGGCGAUCAGAUACUGGAAUGAGAAGCUGGCCGGUCAGGCCGACGUUUUCGCGCAAGACAACUCGGGUGCGAACAUGAUGGUUUAUGAUGCCAACAUGUUCCUCAACGGAGUGAUGGAUGAUCCAGAGCCUUACGGUAUCACGAACACCCGCGAUUACUGUGAUGCUUGGGACGAACCGGACGUUGCCACUGACCCUGCUAAGUAUGGUUGUGAGCCUUUGGACCAGUACUUUUGGUUUAAUAGUGCCCAUCUGUAG
This is a messenger RNA of Neoarthrinium moseri, 1275 nucleotides long. RefSeq lists its product as uncharacterized. Bases 1 to 1275 code for a protein of 424 amino acids. The transcript has 5 exons. Gene Ontology annotation, molecular function: hydrolase activity, acting on ester bonds. The record is from RefSeq and is a predicted model, not a curated record. Lineage: Eukaryota; Fungi; Ascomycota; Sordariomycetes; Amphisphaeriales; Apiosporaceae.